CACUGUUUGAUCCGAUCAACCAUGACAGACCACAUGUACCACAAUGAACGGACAAAGGCGCACGAUAUUCCCAUAGCUCAUUUGGAUUUCAAAUACAUCAAAGAAUGUAAGGAUAUCAAGGAAUUAGAGAAAAUAAUGAAGACUCUGAAAUCCGGUGAAGUGGGACACUAUGCAGAACUCGAACGUUGUUGCGAGGAGUGUAUCAGGAAUAUAGACCCAGAAAAUCGUGUACUUCGAGUGUCAAUGCCAUUGGGUUCAUUGGACCAACUGGAUCAGUCCUCACGUGAAGCUAUUGAGACUGGAUUACAGGACUGGCUAAAAGAAAUGAAAAGCGGAGAUACUGAGACAGGUGAAGACCUAUCACAGGAGGCUCUGUUGGAACGCAUUUCUCGGAAACGUGUGGCUGUUUUGGAAAGUGAAGUGGAAGAUAAGGGACUCGAAUAUGACGAUGAGGUUCCGGCCGUUAGACGUGAAAUUUUCUUCAGAGGGGAUAGUAAAUCGGCAAUAAGGGCUAGGUGUGAUGGAGACGGGAAUAAACCAAAAAGAAUCGUAAAACCCAGAGACUACAGUGAGUGGGAUAAAUUGGAAAAAGAAUGGGACAAGGAGUUAAGUGACACCAUAACGGACGUUUCGUCGAACUGUGCUCAACCCAACAUCGGUAUCGAAAAAGGAGAGAAGAUGGAUGUUUCGGACACCGAAAUUCGGAGCAUCCAAAAGUUAAACCUCACUGAAUUGGCCAAGAGAGUUGAAAGCCUUCCCGAGCAUACCAGACGUCAGAUGGCAGUUCGUGAAAAGGAAAAGGGCAAUGAAGCAUUUCAUGCUGGUGAUCACAAUGAGGCUUUGGUGUACUACAAACGAAGUCUGACAAUUCUUCCGAUGGCCGCGGUUUAUAACAAUCGAGCGUUGAUAUAUCUACAUCAAAAGCAGUGGAGUGCUGCAGCAAAGGACUGUGCUCGUGUCUUACAAGAAGAGCCGAAUAAUUCAAAAGCUCUUUUUCGAAGUGGCAGAGCGAAUUAUGAAUUACACAACCUAGAACAAGCUGAAAGAGACUUGGAGCGGUUAACAGAUCAAGAACCCACAAACACAAAGGCUCAAGCUAGCCGACUGGCCGGUGGACGUCGUAUACUCAUCACUGAAGAGGGAGACUCAGAAUCUUCGGACGAGGGCAUCCCGAUCAACUCUCAAAAAGACAGUCAUUCCGCACAGUCGUUUGACAGUCACAACUCCCAGUCAUUACAGGACUUGCAAGUACCUAACGUGCACCAGCCUGUGCAAAUCGAUUCCAGUGACAGUACUGAAAAAUUUAUAUCUGAAGGUCGAAAGGGUCAGACGGUGUCCCCGGCUGGGUGCUCAAAGAACCUUGGAAAUCAGGUUCCCACCGGCAAGGCACGCGUGCGCGCACGGAAAGUAUAUUAUCCUUCCAACCCAGGUCCGUAUGGUCGAGAGGGCAUGGUUAUCGAAGAAUUAAGUGACAAUGAUGAGCCCGAACAACCACAGACAUCAUCACCGACAGAAACUUCUCCUACCGAUGGUGAAUGUGGUCAAGUUAGAACACAACCACAAGUCAACCAUUAUGAGGAGACAGAGGAUAAUUCCCUGCAAAACUCAGGUUCAAGUCGGAAUUCUCAGAAGCGGAUUGGACCUGAAUUGACAGAAGCAUCAUCAACUAGCUGUUUGGAUAAUGUAGUUUUCAGCGGAAUGGGUGAUCUUCAGAAAGCAAUGGAAGCCUACACACGGAGCAUUGAAUUAGCAUCUGGGGAUCCUGAACAACUGGCACUGUCCUAUCGAAACCGUGCGCUGGUCGCACUCCGAAUGAACGAAAAUACAAAAGCCAUUGAAGACUGUAACCAUGCGAUAACUAUCGAACCUGAAAACCCGGUCUCCUAUUACAGACGUGCCUUAGGACUUCGUAGAAAGGACGAAGCUGCUCCAGGAUUCGACACUGAUACAGAAGACUCUUUGGGAUUUGAAGUGAUAGAUCAACCCGUUGCUGCAAGCCAAGAUGCUAGCGUAUGCUAUGAACAUACAACUGAUACCUGUGACUGGCAACUGGUGUCUGAGAUCGGUAAUGAAUCUGAUCUUUCAAAGAAAGCGGACGAUGAAAAUAAGGAACUCACAGAAGCGCUUAACUAUCUGAUUAUUGGAAUCAAACUCGAUGCCUCCAUGCUCGAUCAAGUCAUUCGUGCCCUCUGCUGGUUAUGCUUGGCCUCAGAUGGGUCAAACAACAAAGCAUGUGACUUCGCGUAUAAAAUCCUAAGGAACUUGAGUAGUCUUCCUAGAUUUGAUUGCGUUGUCUUUUUGAUUGAAGAACCAACUAUUCAAGGUGAAAAGAAACGUCGCCAUGAAUACUUCCUUAAGUUUAUCCAAAAACAUAUGGCACAGGUCAAAGAGGUUCAUCGCAUAAUACUAAUUGGUACAGGUGAAUCGGGGAAAUCAACCUUUGUGAAACAAAUGAAGCUUCUUAGCUCGCACAAUCAAACGUUUACGGAUAAGUACAGGGAAAAAUUUAUCCCGGAGAUUCAACGAAAUUUGGUACAAUCACUCGCAUCCAUACUGGCUUAUAUGGAUCAAGAGCACAUAUUGUUUGCAAGUAACCAACAGACUUUGACGAAAGCUAAAAACCGUAUAUUUGAGCUGAAAGCGAAGAUCGACCGGGCACCAGAUACCAUCACUCAGUACGCCGCAUCUUCUGAUCCUCAAAUAAAUGAUGAAUUUUACGAUACCUGUCGUAUGUUGUGGGCAGACAUAGCCGUGAAAGAGACGCAAAUGAGAGGAAACGAAUUCCAGCUAAUUGACUGUGCACAGCACUUUUUAGACAAAAUUGAUGAUAUUCGGGAACCUAGCUAUAAGCCAUCAGAUGAGGACGUCCUACAAAGCCGAACAAAAACUUUGGGCAUUCACACGGAGUCAAUCGUCUUCAACAAUGUGAACUUUGAGUUAGUAGACGUUGGUGGACAGCGUGAGCAACGAGCAAAAUGGAUAGAAGCAAUGUCGGAUGGGGUGACAGCGGUGAUCUUCCUCACCGAUGUGUCUGCUUAUGAUAUGAUGCUUGCAGAAGACCACACAGUGAAUCGCCUAAGUGAGUCAAUUAACUUAUUGGGUCAGGUGUGGACAAAGAGUCCGUUGCGUGACAAAUCUAUUAUUCUCUUUCUAAAUAAACAGGACAAACUAGAAAGAAAAGUACGGGAGCAACGGACACAACUGGAGACAUAUUUCCCGGAAUACAGUAUGGGUAAGAUAAUAUUCCUCGUUCAGCUUUUACGCGAGGUAAAAUCUGCAAGGUCGGUGAAAACAAAAAAAGAUGCGGAAGUUUGGAACAAAUAUUUCUCUUACUUCUUACCCACUGAUCAUGCGACAAGAGACCAGAGCAUUCGACAAAGCACGGCAAGUGAUAAUUCUAAAACAAAUGCGAAACACGCGCAAACCAUUGACGAAUAUAACCAAGUUCUUUCUCUUGUAAAUAAAGCCUUCACCGACAAUCUUAUUCAAGGAUGGUCGCUGGAAGGCGAUACAGAUGAGAAUCUGGCCAAACAUUUGUUAACAAGAGAAGAUUUCUACAAUUUCCAACGCAGGAUGCACUCAAUCGUCUUCUACCAAGUUGUUUCUAUCACCACUUUUAUUGAGCGUAUGUUUCUUUCAAAAUGUGAUCAGUCAAACAUGAGACAUGUGUACCCGUUUCCGACCACAGCCAUUGAUAAACGUAAUGUGGAUCGAGUCUUCCAAUCGUGCAAGGAUAUUUUACAAGGAAAAGCUCUGACGGAUUUAAUGGUGUGA
Opisthorchis viverrini is the source of this 3774-nucleotide messenger RNA. RefSeq lists its product as hypothetical. Gene Ontology annotation, biological process: adenylate cyclase-modulating G protein-coupled receptor signaling pathway. NCBI's taxonomy places the organism in Eukaryota, Metazoa, Platyhelminthes, Trematoda, Opisthorchiida, Opisthorchiidae. The transcript is spliced from 15 exons. The coding region runs from base 22 to 3774 and encodes 1250 amino acids. Gene Ontology annotation, molecular function: G protein-coupled receptor binding; guanyl nucleotide binding; GTPase activity. Gene Ontology annotation, cellular component: heterotrimeric G-protein complex. The record is from RefSeq and is a predicted model, not a curated record.